UUGUGAAUAAGAACGUGUUGAUCUGUCCCAGGAGAACCAGUCUGGAGAACUGGUCCUGGUUGUUAUAAAACCGUCUGCUGAUGAAAGAAGUGAGGGUMCUGUCAGCAGACGUUUCAUCAGAUGGAAAACCUGACUUUAGGUUCUGACAUGCUACUCCUGGAGGGGCUAAAUGUCUCCCCUCAGUCAUCCAUCCCUGUCUUCAUCUUCCUCCUCCUCAUCUACAUCUUCAUCAUGCUGUCCAACAUCAGCCUGGUGGUCCUGAUCAGCCUGCAGAGGAGCCUCCAUCAGCCCAUGUACCUGCUCUUCUGCAACAUGGGAGCUAAUGAUGCCUUUGGGGCCACCACCAUCAUCCCCCGCCUGCUGAAGGACAUCUUCACCCCUCGCUCAGAGCGUUACAUCCAUUACAGCAGCUGCGUCCUUCAGGCCUUCUGUGCUCAUGUGCAUGCAGGAGCUGCUCACACCGUGCUCAUGACCAUGGCCUUCGACCGCUACGUGGCCAUCUGCAACCCGCUGCGAUACUCCACCAUCAUGACCAACAGGAUGGUGGUGRGUCUGUCUUUAAUAGCCUGGGGGGUAGCUCUGGUCAUGGUCCUGAUCCUGGUGGGUCUUAGUGUUCGCCUGUCCCGCUGCAGGGAGGUCGUGUCCCACCCAUUCUGUGACAACGCCUCCUUGUUCAAGCUGUCCUGCGAGGACAUCCUGAUCAACAACAUCUACGGUCUCGGCUACACCGUGGUUCUGCUGGGGUCUUCCCUCGGCAGCAUCACGCUCACCUACUUUUGGAUCGUCAUGGUCUGCCUCACCAACCGCUGCAGGACCAACACUAUCCGGGCCCUGCAGACCUGCACCACCCACCUGGUCCUGUAUAUGAUCAUGURUGUGUCGGGCACCAUCAUGGUCAUCCUUCAUCGUUUCCCCAACUUAUCGGACCACAGGAAGGUAGCCUCCAUCCUGUUCCACAUGGUUCCUCCUGCCAUGAACGCCAUCAUCUAUGGACUGCAAAUCAAAACUGUUCGACAAAAAAUCUCUGUCAUGUUUACCGGGAAACUUGUAACAGACCAGAAGUGAUGAAAUAAAGACUUCAGCUAAUA
Austrofundulus limnaeus is the source of this 1088-nucleotide messenger RNA. Its product is annotated as putative gustatory receptor clone PTE03. Bases 121 to 1065 code for a protein of 314 amino acids. The record is from RefSeq and is a predicted model, not a curated record. Gene Ontology annotation, cellular component: membrane. NCBI's taxonomy places the organism in Eukaryota, Metazoa, Chordata, Actinopteri, Cyprinodontiformes, Rivulidae. The transcript has 2 exons. Gene Ontology annotation, molecular function: olfactory receptor activity; odorant binding. Gene Ontology annotation, biological process: G protein-coupled receptor signaling pathway; detection of chemical stimulus involved in sensory perception of smell.